Molecule: messenger RNA, 342 nt
Organism: Debaryomyces hansenii CBS767
Lineage: Eukaryota; Fungi; Ascomycota; Pichiomycetes; Serinales; Debaryomycetaceae
Product: DEHA2F26950p
Exons: 1
Coding region: 1-342 (113 amino acids)
Cellular component (GO): membrane
Source: RefSeq, a predicted model, not a curated record
AUGAAAAGGUUGCCUGAUUCAAGGCCGAAAGAGAACAUAGAAGAGAGCGAGCUGCAAUCAGUAAAAAGUUGUAUUAUCUUUUUUAGGCAAGCAGGCGGUGCAGGUAUUAUGGCUCAAGGUAAUCUGUCAUCCAUAAAAACCGGAGAAAAUGUAAUUAUUGGUGGUUUGAUAGUUCAGAUAGUUUUCUUUGGGAUGUUUAUUGUUGUGGAACUGUUCUUUCAUAAUAGAGUCCUUAAACACCCUAACGAGUGCGCUAUGAUUACUAGAAAUAUUCCCUCUCAAUUAAAGAACUGGGAUUAUGUCUUGCUUACACUUUUAGUUGCUCUAUUCCUAUAUUCAUAA